Molecule: messenger RNA, 1905 nt
Organism: Didymosphaeria variabile
Lineage: Eukaryota; Fungi; Ascomycota; Dothideomycetes; Pleosporales; Didymosphaeriaceae
Exons: 2
Coding region: 1-1905 (634 amino acids)
Molecular function (GO): protein binding
Source: RefSeq, a predicted model, not a curated record
AUGUACAUGGAUGCCUUGAAGACGUACCGUCGAGCGCGUGAUAUUGAGAAGGCUCUCCAAGAGUUACCACCUACGCUGGAUGCCACAUAUGAGCGUAUUUUACAGUCGAUCGACCAGUACGAUCGUGCCGAUGCCUUGUCAAUUCUUCACUGGCUCGCAUUCGCGAAAGAGCCGAUGACACUCGAAGAACUUGCAGAAGCAGCUGUCGCUAGGCCUACUCAAUCUUUCCAAGCCGAGGACCGAUUACUUCAGAUCAGCGAUGUCCUCAGGAUGUGCCACAGUCUAGUCGACAUCCAGGAUGGCCCUACUCGGCCGGAGAAAAAUGACUUUGUGCGAUUGACACAUUAUUCGGUCAAAGAGUACCUGACCUCAACUCGUUCCGCAGAAUUUUACAUCUCGGAGACCGCUGCUCACCGUUACAUUGGGGCCUCGUGUAUAUCCUACAUCGUUUUUGCAGGCGAGUUCGGUGAAGAAAGCGCAAGGUAUCCAUUAUUCCCAUAUGCUGCAACCUAUUGGUACGAGCAUCUCCAGGUCGCUUCCGCUCUCGACCCGGACAAUCCCAACUUGCAGUGUGACAGGCUUAAGCCAAAUAAUCUCGCAAGGAACUCGGAAAUCAGGGCGCCGGCGCAUGACUCGCCACUAAAGCAAUCCGGUGUGCAUAUGAAAGAUCCAUUCCUAGGUCAGCUUUCCGUAACAGCACACCUUGGUCUGAGACUAGAGACAUGGAUUUCAAAGCCCAGAUCCGAUCGCCAUAUUGAGAUACGAGGACGAGGACGAGGAACAGCUUUGCCAAUUCAAUGGAUUCCUUUCUGUACAGCUCUCGAAGCAGCGGCUUGCGCAAGCCAUCUUCACCUGGUCAAUUCGUUCCUCAACUGCAGUGCAGAUUGCGACUCACCGAAUGGCAACGACAACAUGUUGCAACACACAGCACAAAGACAUGGAGUGAAUGCCUGUAGUGAGCAGUCGGAAAUAACUCCGUUGCAGCUCGAACACGGCACGCACACGAUGCCAACUAAUCUAUCAAUCAUCGCCGCUCAAGCUAGUUACCUGGAGAUCAUGAAAGAUCUGCGGCAACAUGCCUGGCGUAUUGAUUUCGACGAUGCGCUGAAGUUUGCAAUUGAGCAUGGUCAUGAACUUGUUGUCUUAUUUUUGCUCCAGGUUGGUCCGUGCUACUGGAACUCAGCAGACGCACAUCUCCCCAUAGAACCAGGCGACAUAGGUACACGAAUUCUCGACGAAUGCAUGUCUAUUGCAGCAGGACACAACCGCCAAAGCAUCGUGCAGCUUUUGAGAAGUUGCUAUGGCGAUUGGACACAACUGAAAGGCUUAGGCUAUGCAUUGAUGGCCGCGUCAGCGAGUGGACACACUGAGCUUGUCCGCUGGCUUCUAUCUCAGGCCCAAGAAGGGCCUUAUACUAUCUCCAUACCAGCCGAAGUUAUGAACCGGUCCUUGUACAAUGCUGUUGAAGGACAACAUGCGGAUAUUGAGGCCCUUCUCAUCCAAGCAGGGGCCGAUGUGAACCACAUCAUCUCGAGCCCAGAUCCAGGAUCCGUUCCAGAUCACGACACGCUAUUGAAAGCUUGCCUCGAAGCACCUUGGAUGGAUUCUGCAAUUGUGGCGCUACUUCUGGACGCAGGGGCCCAGCUUCACAUCGAUGAUCCAGAUUAUCAAGAGGCUUUCAUUCGACAAUGUAGAUGGGGACAUGCAAACGUCGUGAACAUCCUGCGCGAGCACGGUAUGGACAUUGAUAGGCAGAUUGAGGUGUCCAACGUCCCACUAGCAGACACAGCGGUGUCUAAGAAUCCGGAUCACAGAAGGCCUGCAAGAUUGAAGGCCAUUGAAGUUCGUCUUCCGAGGAAUGCGGGCUCCACUUAUCUCCCAGCGUAUUUUAGACACGCAUGGUAA